CGCGUGGGUGCAGCACCUGUACUGCAGAACAAGUAGAACAGUGGGUGUGAGCAUUCUCAUUUCCUCACUGUUCUUGCACCUAGUUGGGUCUAAUGUUCAACAUUCAGUUCUUGUUCUUGUCUCAUCCAUAAACGUUCUGUUGUUCCGCGUCGGUGAAGACGAACAAAGACUCCCGUCAAUUGAGACGCCAAACUUUGUUUCACAAAAUGGCUGAUUUUUUACAUUCAGAAGCAGAAGAAAGCGAGGAGGAGAAGGAAUUAGACGAUAAUGAGAAAAAGAAACUGAAGAAAAUAAAAGCUAUGGAAGAAAGUGAUGAAGAAGAAGAGGAAGAUGAUGAGGAUCGUUUACGGGAGGAACUUAAGGAUCUCAUUGACGACAACCCUAUAGAAGAAAGUGAGGGAGAUGAUAGUGAUGCUUCUGGAAUAUCUCAAAAACGUAAAAAAAGUGAUGAUGAGGACUUUGAUGAUCGUUUAGAAGAUGAAGAUUAUGACUUGAUAGAAGAAAAUUUGGGAGUCAAAGUUGAAAGAAAACGUUUUAAACGCCUCCGAAGGAUACAAGAUGAGGAAUCAGAGGAGGAACAGGAAAAGGAGGCAGACGAUGAUAGAGAUGCUAUUGCAAACGAACUUUUCGAAGGUUCUGGCGAUGAAAGGGAGAUUGCUAUGGAAGAUGAAAGGCGGAGCGAACGUAGUCACAGACCUGAAGUCGACACAUUUGACGAGGAAGGAAGUGAAGGAGAAUACACAGACGCUGAUGAUUUUAUUGUUGACGAUGAUGGUAGACCAAUUGCCGAGAAACGCAAAAAGAAAAAGCCAAUUUUUUCUGAUGCAGCUUUGCAAGAAGCACAAGACAUUUUUGGUGUUGAUUUUGAUUAUGAUGAAUUUGGUAAAUACGGCGAAGAGGACUAUGAGGAGGAAGAAGAGGAAGAAGAGGAAGAAGAAGAAGAUGAAUACAUGGACGAUGAAGACGCCGAGAGACCGCGAAGGCCGAAAAAACAGUUGAAAAAGAAAACUACGAGAAAAAGUAUUUUCGAAAUUUACGAACCAAGCGAACUUAAACGCGGUCAUUUUACCGAUAUGGAUAAUGAAAUACGGAACACAGAUAUACCGGAGAGAAUGCAACUUCGUACUGUUCCUGUUACACCAGUUGCAGAGGGUUCUGAUGAACUAGACUUAGAGGCAGAGUGGAUCUAUAAACAGGCGUUCUGUCGACCAACUAUUUCAAUUCAAGAUGCACACCUAAACGCUGAGGCUAAAGAAAGAGCUCGGAAAGGGCCUCAAACGAUCGGUAAAAUUAAAAAAGCUUUAGACUUUAUGCGAAAUCAACAAUUCGAAGUACCUUUCAUAUCGUUUUAUAGAAAGGAAUAUGUCCUACCGGAACUAAACAUUAACGAUCUCUGGAAAGUGUACAAAUUUGACGCCAAGUGGUGUCAACUUCGUCAGAGAAAAGAAAAUUUAUUAAAAUUAUUUGAUAAAAUGCGAAAUUAUCAGUUAGAUGAAAUUAUGAAAAAUCCUGAUGCACCAUUACCAGAUAACGUACGAUUGAUUAAAGAUGACGACAUAGAACGAUUGAAAAAUGUGCAAACCAGCGAGGAACUAAAUGAUGUUUAUCACCACUUCAUGUUAUAUUAUAGUCAUGAGAUACCAGCAAUGCAGGAAGCUGCUCGUCAGAAGGAGAAAGAAGCACGGAAAGAAGCAAAGAUUCAAAAACGAAAACAACAAAUUGCGGAUGCUGAGGAAAACGGAGAAGAUCCUCUGCCGGAAGAGGAGGCGGACGUAGAGGAAGAAGAGGAAACAGAUGAAACAUUAAAACAGGCUGUUCGGACUGGUCCAUAUUCUAUUUGCAGGCGGGCCGGCCUUGAUAACCUCGCAAAAAAGUUCGGUCUCACUCCCGAACAUUUUGCCGAAAAUUUACGAGACAAUUAUCAGCGACACGAAGUAGAUCAGGAGCCAACGGAACCUUUAACCAUUGCUAAUGAAUACUGUAGUCAAAUACUUAGUAGUUCGGAAGAAGUACUAAAAGCUGCUCAAUUAAUGGUAGCUAUUCAAUUAGCACGUGAACCUUUGGUAAGGAAGUGUGUCCGAGAAAUGUACAUGGAAAGAGCAAAGAUAUCUGUAAAACCUACAAAAAAAGGAAUCAAAGAGAUCGACGAAAACCAUCCAGUUUAUGGGAUGAAAUAUUUGAAGGAUAAGCCAGUGCGAGAUCUGGUUGGAGAUCAGUUCCUAAAUUUGGUUAUAGCCGAAGAAGAUAAAUUAAUUACGAUAACAUUGAGUGAUAGUAUCGAAGGGAAUACUAGUAACAACUACGUUGACGAAAUGAAACAACUUUACUACCGAGACGAGUUUAGUAAAAAUGUCCAGGAUUGGAACGCAUUGAGAGUUGGGAGUGUUGAAAUGGCACUUACACGUAUUGUUUUACCGAGUCUAAAGAAAGAGCUAAAAGCAAAUCUUAUUGCAGAAGCUAAAGAAUGCGUAAUGAGAGCAUGUGGUCGUAAAAUGUACAAUUGGAUUAAAGUUGCUCCUUAUACCUGUGAAUUUCCAGAGGAAGAAGAUGAGGAAUGGGAUACUAGUAAAGGACUUCGGGUAAUGGGUUUAGCUUAUGUCCCAGAAUACUCUCAAGCCGCAUUCACUUGUCUAAUCGCACCGGAUGGGGAAUGUACAGAUUAUUUGAGAUUGCCACACAUAAUGAAACGAAAGAAUAGUUACCGAGAGGACGAGAAAACCAUGAAAGAAGCCGACUUGUUAGCAAUUCGAAAUUUUAUAGCAACAAAAAAGCCGCAUGUUGUAGUUAUAGGUGGUGAAUCAAGAGAGGCAAUGAUGAUCGCGGCUGAUAUUAAAGAAUGUAUCGCGAACCUAGUAGAAGAAGAACAAUUCCCAAACAUUAAGAUAGAAAUUUGUGACAAUGAAUUGGCUAAAAUUUACUCGAACAGUAAUAAAGGUGUAUCCGAAUUUCGGGAUUAUCCGGAAUUAUUGCGACAGGCUAUCUCAUUGGGCAGAAGAAUGCAAGAUCCCUUGGUGGAAUUUUCUCAAUUAUGCACCGCUGACGAAGAAAUUUUAUGUUUAAAGUAUCACAACUUGCAAGAUCAAUUGCCGAAAGACGAACUUUUGGAUAAUUUAUAUUUAGAAUUCGUGAAUCGUGUAAACGAAGUUGGUGUUGAUGUGAAUAAGGCGGUACAACAAGCUUAUUGCGGGAAUUUAGUUCAAUUUGUGUGUGGUUUGGGGCCGAGAAAAGGACAGGCAUUGAUCAAAAUGUUGAAACAAACCAAUCAAAGGUUGGAAAAUAGAACUCAGCUUGUAACUUCUUGUCACAUGGGACCUAAGGUUUUUAUUAACUGUGCGGGUUUUAUCAAGAUAGAUACAAACAGUUUAGGAGACAGCACCGAAGCAUAUGUCGAAGUCCUUGAUGGGUCUCGAGUACAUCCCGAAACGUAUGAAUGGGCGAGAAAAAUGGCAGUCGACGCUUUAGAAUACGACGACGAAGAUGCUAAUCCAGCUGGAGCACUGGAAGAGAUUCUCGAAUCUCCUGAAAGACUGAAAGAUCUUGAUUUGGACGCGUUCGCGGAAGAACUUGAAAGACAAGGUUUUGGCAAUAAAUGUGUCACUUUAUAUGAUAUCAGAGCAGAAUUAAAUUGCAGAUAUAAAGAUUUACGUGUACCAUAUCAGUCACUGAGCGCAGAAAGGUUGUUCGAUAUUCUAACGAAGGAAACCCCGGAAACAUUUUACGUAGGGAAAUUAGUCUUGGCCACAGUAAUAGGGAUAAGCCACAGAAAACCGCAAGGUGAUCAAUUGGAUCAAGCCAAUCCCGUAAGAAAUGACGAAACUGGAUUGUGGCAAUGUCCAUUCUGUUUGAAAAAUGAUUUUCCGGAAUUAUCCGAAGUAUGGAAUCAUUUUGACGCCGGAGCUUGCCCCGGCAAAGCUACUGGCGUGAGAUUAAGAUUAGAUAAUGGAAUAUCUGGUUAUAUUCAUAUAAAAAAUUUAUCUGACAGACACGUUGCGAAUCCUGAAGAGAGAGUAAACAUAGGACAAAUAAUACAUUGUCGGAUAAUAAAGAUUGAAGUGGAGCGAUUCAGCGUCGAAUGUACAAGUAAAAGUAGCGACCUCGCGGAUAAAAAUCACGAAUGGAGACCACAAAGAGAUCCGUUUUAUGACACAGAAGCAGAACAAAGAGAUGCGAAAGUCGAAGAAGAUGCCAAGAAAGCGAAGCAACGGCAGACAUAUGUGAAACGCGUAAUCGUGCAUCCUUCUUUUCACAACAUCAGUUUUGCAGAAGCUGAAAAAUUAAUGCAGACUAUGAAGCAAGGGGAAGCAAUAGUUAGACCGAGCAGUAAAGGUGCUGAUCAUUUAACUGUCACAUGGAAAGUUACUGAUGAGAUUUAUCAGCAUAUCGAUGUUAGAGAGGAGGGAAAAGAAAAUGCCUUUUCUCUCGGUCAAAGCUUGUGGAUUGGAAACGAAGAAUUCGAGGAUUUGGAUGAAAUUAUUGCGAGACAUGUUAAUCCUAUGGCUGCAUAUGCUUCGGAAUUAUUGGACUUUAAAUAUUAUAAACCAGCUGUAGAAGGCAUUAAGGAUAAAGCGGAAGAGAUAUUAAAAGAACAAAAGAAGGAAAAUCCUGGAGGAAUUCCGUAUAUAAUAUCUGCUGCAAAGAACUAUCCUGGAAAGUUUUUGCUAUCUUAUCUUCCGCGAACUCGAUGUCGUCACGAAUAUGUAACAGUAUCACCAGAAGGAUUUAGAUUCAGAGGGCAAAUGUUUGGUAGAGUGAGCGACUUGUUCCGAUGGUUCAAAGAACACUUUCGUGAUCCGGUACCUGGACAAUCUACUCCUAGUACUCCACGUGGAGCAAUGACAUCUAGAACACCUUAUCAUACAACGCCAGGAGCAGUGAGUGGAAUGAAUCAAGAAGCCAUACAAAGAGUGGCGCAAAAUCUUCCGCAUCAUAUGUUACAUUCUUUAUCGCAAGUGGCGAAUCAGACUCCUCAUCAUUAUCCACCACACACACCAGGAACUGCGAAUGCCGCUGGUUAUGGUGGAGUUCAUACUUAUCCUAAUACUCCAUACACACCUUCGGGACAAACACCUUUUAUGACACCAUAUCAAACGCCACAUCAUACUCCACAUCAUCAUGGUCAACCAACUCCAAGAUAUGGGCAACAAACACCUAAUCAUCAGCAAGGUCCUUUCAUUCAUCCACCUCCACCUUCAGGGAUAACUUCUACAGGACAUCACAGAUCAACACCAUCGCAUAGACCUACGCCUCCAAUGUCAACACCAGGCGAUCCUAUGGAUUGGAAAAAAGCAGCGGAAGCAUGGGCACGAUUAAAAAGUGGACCACGUGUGUCUACCUCUACUCCAAGAUAUGAAGAAUCUAGGAGAACUCCACGAAAUUACGAAGAAUCGGUUGGAAGAACAACGCCGCGAAAUAGAACUUCGAAUCGGACACCUUCUUAUAAAUCUCCUCGAGGUACACCACACACUAAUUCAAGUCCUCGAAGUAUGUCUCUUAGUGGAGAUGGUACUCCUUUAUAUGAUGAAAGUUAACAGGUUCGCUUAUACAUAAUAUAUCAUACUUUCCGAUUAUAUCAUAUCAUGUGAUAUAAAAAGAAAGAUCUUGAUAGAAGUUGUAAAAGAAUCACGACCUAUAUCUCAUUCAAAAUGCUCUUAACGUUGAGCAUUAAAAGUACUGUAUAAAACCAUUUACCGAGCCCAGUUAUUAACUUUAACAGCAUUUUCUUUUACGUUCAUAUAUUUAAAUAAACAAUAAAACAUAUAUAUAUGUAUC
Bombus impatiens (common eastern bumble bee) is the source of this 5769-nucleotide messenger RNA. It is a transcript of the gene Spt6, whose product is annotated as transcription elongation factor SPT6. Gene Ontology annotation, molecular function: histone binding; nucleosome binding; DNA binding. NCBI's taxonomy places the organism in Eukaryota, Metazoa, Arthropoda, Insecta, Hymenoptera, Apidae. The transcript is spliced from 10 exons. The record is from RefSeq and is a predicted model, not a curated record. Gene Ontology annotation, biological process: nucleosome organization; positive regulation of transcription elongation by RNA polymerase II; transcription elongation by RNA polymerase II. Bases 207 to 5528 code for a protein of 1773 amino acids. Gene Ontology annotation, cellular component: transcription elongation factor complex.